CAAGGCCAUUAGGUGAUCAUUCCAUGAAAUAUAUAAAUGAAUGAAACAUAAACAAUCCAUUUCUAGGGACUGUUUAUCUGACUGAGUAUACAGCUAUAAAAGGCAUACCGAGAGCUAAUAUGUUUUUAGAACAUGUACCAGUAAAUCAUAGCAUCAAAAAAUCAAUUCUGAAUCAGACAAAUGCCUCAAUUAUGGCUACGGAAGAUGAUUACGAUGAUUGAUGCCUGGGAUUUGGACAAAGAUGGGUAUGUUGGGUAUGAUGAUGUAAUGAACAUAGCAUAUAAGUUUAUCCAAGUUGGUAAAUUUGAUGGAAAUUCUGCAGAUAAUGUAAUAGAGUUUUACAGAGGUGGACUAAAGCACUCAAGUGAUAACCCCUUUGAAGAAAUUGUCCAAUCGACAUCCAUGUCAGAUCAGCUAGUGGCGAUUUGGAGGACCAAAGAUAAUCCAUCUGCAUUGAAGUUGAUUUGCAAAUUGUAUUCUGAUAUGUUUAAGGCUCUUGAUCGCAACGCCACUGGAUUUCUUACAUUUGACCAGUACCUGGUGUUUUGGAACACAUUCAACCUUGAUAAGAGAUUUGCAAAACUGCAAUUUGACAACAUGGAUACUGACCUUGAUGGAAAGAUAAGUGAAGAAGAGUUUGUGAAUGCUUACCUUGAUUACCGUAAGAAGGAAGAUGAUAAACUCAAUCGAUUUUUUGGACCACUCUUAAAGUAUUGAACUUGGCCGAAAUACAGGAAAUUGAUUAGUGACAUGAUAAUUUUAAUUUAACUUUUAUACUUUAACUUGAACAUUUCAAGGAACGUAUUCAACUAUAAACUUUCUAAAAUUGUAAUUUUGUUCCAAUACUGUGACAUGGAUUAAUAAAAAAAAAACUCAUAUCAGUAACAGCUAAAACACAACAUAACUUUUCAUGUUCUUUAUUUUAUGAGGCAAUAUUUUAUUCUUAUCACAGUGUGACAUUCUUUCCUCACACCUGUAUGAAAGUUCUAGAAUGAAUUGACUAGAAUAUAAAUGUUCGA
Messenger RNA from Owenia fusiformis, 1019 nucleotides. Lineage: Eukaryota; Metazoa; Annelida; Polychaeta; Sabellida; Oweniidae. The record is from the annotation of a GenBank genome assembly.